Molecule: messenger RNA, 1967 nt
Organism: Nematolebias whitei (Rio pearlfish)
Lineage: Eukaryota; Metazoa; Chordata; Actinopteri; Cyprinodontiformes; Rivulidae
Gene: slc30a6
Product: solute carrier family 30 member 6
Exons: 15
Coding region: 13-1731 (572 amino acids)
Biological process (GO): monoatomic cation transport; transmembrane transport
Cellular component (GO): membrane
Molecular function (GO): monoatomic cation transmembrane transporter activity
Source: RefSeq, a predicted model, not a curated record
AGGAAGUCCAAGAUGGCGAUGGACGGAAUGAUGUCCACGUCUCCAGGUCUGACUUAUCAAACCGCCGGAGAUUUUUACCCCCGAAAGUUCGGCCCGAAGCCGGACGUGGUUCCGUCCGGGGUGACGGAACGGAAGGUAGUGCCGCUGGAUAAACCUGACAUGGUGUCAGUGGACGUCAUUAACAUCAAGGAUCCAGAUGUUUCUAUGCACAGAAAGAAACAUGAGCAUGACACCUUUGUCUUGGGUACAAUUCAUCCAUUUAGGAAAUCGCAAAGAUCCAUUUUUGGAAAACUUCUGCAGGAGUUCAGACUGGUGGCCUCCGACAGACGGUCAUGGAGGAUCCUGUUGUUCGGAGCUCUAAACCUGCUGUGUACCGGCUGUCUGCUUAUGUGGUGCAGCUCCACCAACAGCAUGGCUUUAACUGCCUACACUUAUCUUACAAUCUUUGACCUCUUUUGUCUGAUCACCUGUCUCAUCAGCUUCUGGGUGACCAUGAAGAAGCCCAGUCAGGUCUACUCAUUUGGGUUUGAACGACUGGAGGUUUUGGCAGUUUUUGCCUCCACUGUUCUUGUACAGCUGGGAGCCUUGUUCAUCCUGAAGGAAAGUGUGGAGCGCUUCAUGGAGCAGCCUGAGGUCCACACUGGCCGGCUAUUGGUCGGAACCUUCGUUGCCCUCUUCUUUAAUCUUUUGACUUUGCUGUCUGUCAGGAACAAACCAUUUGCCUACGUUUCUGAAGCGGCCAGCAGCAGUUGGCUUCAGGAGCACGUGGCCGACCUGAGUCGAAGUUUGUGCGGCAUCGUUCCAGGUCUCAGCAGUGUUCUGCUGCCUCGUAUGAACCCUUUCGUCCUGAUUAACCUGGCAGGAGCUCUGUCCCUUAGCAUCACCUACAUGCUAAUAGAGAUCAAUAACUACAACGCCGUGGACACAGCAUCAGCCAUCGCCAUCGCCCUCAUGACCUUUGGCACGAUGUAUCCAAUGAGCGUGUACAGUGGGAAAGUCCUGCUGCAGACCACGCCAUCCCAUGUCAUCGGUCAACUUGACAAACUUCUCAGAGAGGUGUCGACUCUGGACGGAGUUCUGGAGGUUCGAAACGAGCACUUCUGGACUGUUGGUUUUGGAUCUUUGGCUGGCUCCGCCCACGUUCGGAUCCGCCGGGAUGCCAACGAGCAGCUUGUUCUGGCCCACGUCACCAACCGACUGCUGCCGCUUGUCUCCACGCUGACAGUGCAGAUCUUUAAAGAUGACUGGACCCGACCUCUUCUGAGCAACACACUGUCCUCCCCAUCUGCUGCACCUUCUCAGCUUCCUACUGAAGGCUACUCCUCAUCCUCUACUUUGCCUCCGGUUUUGUUCCCCUCAGUUGGAGGAGAACUCGACCCGCUAACGUCAACUCCCUCCAAACCCACCAGCCCUCCUCCAGAGUUCUCCUUUGACACUCCUGGGAGGAACAUUCAGCCGCUGGUGCUGCCCACUCCAGGUCACAGAGCCCACAGGCCCUACGAAGGUCUGGGCCUCACCUAUGGAUCAGCGCCAUACACGGGGAUGAUGGGUCAUAGUCUGGUGCGACCCGGGGUGGGGCUGGGACUCGGUGUGCAGGGCCUUGGAACUGGGUUUGGACUUUCUUCCUCUCAAAGCUACAGGACUUCCUUUGGAGGCUCAACAGCCCCAGCCGGAUUUGGCACUAGCAACCCCACAGCCUUUUUGUCACAGAACAGACAGUAUAGACCAUAAUGGUUCUAAAACUUUGCAGAGCUUCAAUUCCUGUUGUAGGAGGCAUGCCAGCACUGCAGCACUUUCUCACAACAGGACAAAAAUGAAACUUUGGGUGAAAAAUCUGAAAGUUUGAUCGUUUAAGGGGCAACGGUAGGAGAGUGUGGUAUUUAUUUAUCUGGCAAUGGGACCAACAGUUCAGUUUUCAUAUCAUUUUUAACAAGUUAUGAAAGUAAAAAACAUAAUUUAUAGAACUG